AUGGAAAUUCUUCUUAAGGCUUUGCACUCCAGAGGACACAACAUCACUGUUGUACGUUCCAGCAACAGCUGGUACAUCAAGGAGAACUCUUCUUACAGCACCAUCACUGUUCCUGUGGAAAGAAGCUUCUAUCAAAACUUUAUUACCAAAGUUAUAUUUGACCUCAUACAGUUUGAACGAGUUAAAACCGACGCAGACAUUUGGCUGAUGAGAACUGAUUUUGUGUUCAACUAUCCUCGUCCCACAAUGCCUAAUGUUGUGUACAUGGGAGGGUUCCAUUGUAAAUCUCCAGAACCACUUCCUGAGGACUUGGAGGAGUUUAAAGUAAUCUGGACCUAUAAAGGUAAAAGACCAGCCUCUUUAGGAAACAACACUUUAAUGGUUGACUGGAUGCCCCAAAAAGACCUUCUAGGACACCCCAAGAUAAAACUUUUUGUUGCUCAUGGAGGAACAAAUGGAGUCCAGGAGGCAAUUUGUUACGCAGUCCCAGUCGUGGGUUUGCCCUUGUUUUUUGACCAGUAUGACAAUCUGCUCCGCCUGCAAUCAAGGGGGGCAGCUAAAGUUCUGAAUCUGGUUACAGUCGACAAAGAUGAUAACUUCCUAAAAGCUCUACAGGAAGUCCUCAAUGAGCCCUCCUACAAGAUGCACAUGCAGAGACUUUCCAGACUGCACAAUGAUCGACCAAUGAAGCCGAUGGACACGGCCGUCUUCUGGAUAGAG
Messenger RNA from Nematolebias whitei (Rio pearlfish), 720 nucleotides. Its product is annotated as UDP-glucuronosyltransferase 2A1-like. NCBI's taxonomy places the organism in Eukaryota, Metazoa, Chordata, Actinopteri, Cyprinodontiformes, Rivulidae. The record is from RefSeq and is a predicted model, not a curated record. The transcript is spliced from 3 exons. Gene Ontology annotation, molecular function: UDP-glycosyltransferase activity. The annotation marks the transcript as partial.